This is a messenger RNA of Psilocybe cubensis, 249 nucleotides long. RefSeq lists its product as uncharacterized. The coding region runs from base 1 to 249 and encodes 82 amino acids. The record is from RefSeq and is a predicted model, not a curated record. The transcript is spliced from 3 exons. NCBI's taxonomy places the organism in Eukaryota, Fungi, Basidiomycota, Agaricomycetes, Agaricales, Agrocybaceae.
AUGUUUACAGUAGGCAACAGGCGGCCUGCGGUUGAUAAACAUGCCCGCAACGGCUGCGCUGCUGAUGACACCCAUGGUUCUGCUCACCUUGCUUCUCCACGAAGUCGUCACAAUUCCGCUCUCAAACGCGGCGCAUACUUUGCUGGGCUCCUCUUGUCCAACACUGGCCGGAGCUGUAUUGUUCAACAUGAUGGACUCACCACUGUAUUCCAGCCCUCUCAGGGCGGCACAGACACGACACUGGAAUGA